Oldenlandia corymbosa var. corymbosa is the source of this 483-nucleotide messenger RNA. The record is from the annotation of a GenBank genome assembly. NCBI's taxonomy places the organism in Eukaryota, Viridiplantae, Streptophyta, Magnoliopsida, Gentianales, Rubiaceae.
AUGGCAGGUCAUGGAAGGAAUUUUGCGGGAGAAAGUGACUCAGAAGAGGAGUUAGAUGACCUUGUUGAUAUGAUUAUGGUAGGAAGGAUGGAUGUUGAUUUAUUUAUGCGCUUCUGUCAGGUCCUGCGUGAUGGAGGUUAUAUUGAAUUAUCGAAGUUUGCACAUGUAUCUACUGAGCAAUCAGUGUGCAUGUUUUUGCAUUUAGCAAGCCACAAUGCUAGGCAACGAGUACUGGCAAAAAGGUUUCAACACUCAACGGAAACCAUCAAUCGACAAGUUCGACAAGUGUUGCGAGCAAUUUGUAAUUUGAGCACUUCUCUUAUUCGGACAAGGAAUGAACAUACCACGCAUCAUAGAAUCUUGGAGGACAACAGAUAUUAUCCUUGGUUCAAGGUACAUUCAAUUAUAUACACACAAAUGUUGUCUUCAACUCCGGCGCUUAUGUUUCAUUGUGUUGGUGGUGGAUUAAACCUGUAUAAAUAA